AUGCCGCCAUCACCAGAAAUAAUACCAGUGCAAGACACCGCACCACCAAUUAACCCAUCCAAAAAGACCACAGCACCCAAGACCAACCAGCCAACUCCAAACAACGCAGCAGAGCCCUACUCCGCCUUCCCGCAAUCCACCCGCACCUACCUAACCUACAUCCUCGGCAUAAUCCAACUAAUCUCCACCCUAACAACAACAAUCUACUUCCCGCUCAUCCCCACCCUCAGCACCCACUUCUCCGUCUCCAUCCAAGCCAUCAACUUAACCAUUCCUAUGGCCGCCGACCCGUACUACUCGGUCUCGUUACUAUGUACACGCUAG
Molecule: messenger RNA, 324 nt
Organism: Alternaria arbusti
Lineage: Eukaryota; Fungi; Ascomycota; Dothideomycetes; Pleosporales; Pleosporaceae
Exons: 2
Coding region: 1-324 (107 amino acids)
Source: RefSeq, a predicted model, not a curated record